CAAUCUUCAAGAAAUUCUACCCUCAAUCGUCAUGCCUUCUUCUUUUUCCAUUACUUCCAAGACCGGCGGCGCUCCGCCGCCUCCUCCGCCUCCACCGGUUGUCAAGAAAGCCCCCACUCCACCUCCAGCCCCAAAGCCGCCAACUGUGGCCUCGAAAGGCCCUCCCGGAGCCUUUUUCGUCGAAUUGCUGGUGUACAACGGUUCGCCCUUUAAAGACCACUGGGCGUAUUUUGUGUGCUCGCACAGAAAUCGUGACAUCGGUGUUCUGAUUCACGCGACUGGCGACGUAAGAAACGGCUUUAAAUUCGAAAUUAAGCGAAGCCAUGACUUCGACGCGACCGGGAACUAUCCUACGACAAGGAUUCCGCUACAAUGGGUGAAUGCACAGCAUUUUGAUGAGAAGGCAAUGCUCAACCAUGGAAGGCACAAAAUCGAUACCGUGCCUGUCUGUGGUUUUGAGGCCAGUGUAAACAAAGCGAAGGCUCCUGGGAAGACUCUAAAUUCGGUCGAUGACAUGACCAAAACAGGCAAGAAAAUCUGUUGGAUUCACAGGUGGAAAAGGAAAAUACUCGAGUAUCGUGGGUAGCAACGAUCACCGACUGUAGUGGUGAUAUUGCUUGUUCUUGUUGUUCUUCAGUGGAAGUCUAACCAGGUGCCAGCGGCGGCAGGAAGUCUGGGGUAU
Messenger RNA from Colletotrichum phormii, 682 nucleotides. RefSeq lists its product as uncharacterized. NCBI's taxonomy places the organism in Eukaryota, Fungi, Ascomycota, Sordariomycetes, Glomerellales, Glomerellaceae. Bases 32 to 586 code for a protein of 184 amino acids. The transcript has 2 exons. The record is from RefSeq and is a predicted model, not a curated record.